AAAUGAAACUUUGAAAUAAAGCUGGUUAACAAGAAAACUAAAUAGGGAAACCAAAAAUAUGAGGUUAGGCCUUCUAUAUAUAUCAUAAACUUGCGAUGAAAAAAAACGCAACGAAAGAGAAAUGGGUUCGAAGUCUCCAAAUAUUUCUGCACUUGUGUUACCACUGCUUCUUAUACUCUUCACUCUUUCCUCUCAGCUUGAAGUCGUGGAAUGUACAGGCCGCAAACUGUCGUGGGGGUUUUCGGGAACGCCUAUCGUGUACACACCACCUUCAAGGUCAUGUGGAACUUCUCCAGCAGUAUUCACUUGGAAGUGGAGGAGACCCCGACCAUGCAGGCUUCCUCCAGGAAGUUAUAUUCCUGCUUCUGACCAAUCACCUUAACUAUGUGCGUCUGUGUCUUUGUGUAAGAGUUUUCAAGUUCUAUGCAAUAAUAAAGUGUAUGUGGUUUUAAGAUUUGGUUUACACAUCUAAAAUCAUGUGCUCCUUUCAAAUGAUGUAAACAAAAACUAUUGUGUGUUUGAUUAAAAACUACAAAUAAUAUUAUUGAUCCUAAUAUUGAAAUAGUUGUUGAAUCCUUUUGAUCAGUGGUUGGUUAAGCCUCUAGCGUUUUUA
This is a messenger RNA of Arabidopsis lyrata subsp. lyrata, 613 nucleotides long. RefSeq lists its product as uncharacterized. The record is from RefSeq and is a predicted model, not a curated record. The transcript is spliced from 2 exons. The coding region runs from base 122 to 382 and encodes 86 amino acids. Lineage: Eukaryota; Viridiplantae; Streptophyta; Magnoliopsida; Brassicales; Brassicaceae.